CCUCCCUCCGUCCCUCCCUCACUUUCUCCCUCUCUCUCCCCCUCCCCUUGCCAUAUCUGCCGCCUUUGCUCUCCCCUCCGCUCCUCUCCCUCAUCACGCUCGCCUCAUGUUCCCUUCUAGAUUUCUUCACCUCUGCACUUGUUUUGUCCUCAUGUUCCAGUUUGUUCCCCCGCUCAGGGUGGAGUUCUACUUUUGCCAUGGCAGGCCUUCAGUGUAUGCAUGUGUGACGAUCGGUUUGUGAUCUGGUUGAGCUCGGGUUGCAUCUAUGGAUGAGGCGGUGCUGGAACGGGUGACCAUGCCUUCUCGGUUUGUGGGUGCAAGCCUGCAGGUGUUUCUGUUUGUGUCUUGUCAUUGAGGAGUGUCCACAUCGUAAAGGAAAUUGAGGGGCUAGCUGUAUGGAAGCGAAUACAUGCACUCAAGGUUGAAAACGUAUAUGCACAUUCCAGGAUCUGAUGUCAAUUUGUACUUCUUUUGUGAGAUACCUGAACGUUGAGGGUUGGUGGUAGCAAACGUCGACAUUGCGAGGGUGAAAUAGCAUUGGGGGUAGACGCCUAGCAUUGGAAUUACUUUUAUCUUGAUUUAUUCGCUCUCACACAGAACCAGCCAGCGUUGAGCCUUUUGGAAGUCCUCCGAACUGAGCCUACACGUCGCUCGCACAGACAAUAGAAAUAGAAGAUACUAAACCUGGUCUUAGGGGGUCGCAAGAUAUCAUGGAUACAGAUUGUGAGUUUAAUUCACCAUGGAUAUUUUCUCCUCAAUUUCGCCAUCAUCCUCUCUGUUUCUCUGACCCCGUAGCCUCCCAUCCAGUUCCUUUACAUUUAUGCCCAACUUUUCUUCAGAGCGCAUGUAUCAGUGUGAGAGCUUUAGGAAGAUCAAUCAUGGACGCAACCAAUUUUGGAACGCCAAGUACACAGGCUGGAAUCACCUGUCUUAGGAAUAGGGAUUCGGAGAGGCAAACUAGGCAACUAGGACAUCAAAGUGCUGUAACCAAAGUGUUGAAGAUUCAGCUGAUGAUUUAGUUUGAAUUCAUUAGAUGACUUCAGCAACAUAACGAAGAUGGGGGUGUGCUAUUCUAGAGCAGGGUGGCUUGGAACCAGCACUGAAACCUACACGGAUUGCUCCGAGCUGAGUACCAGCAACUCGAAGUCCUUGAUCUACGAGUCGCCAAGGUGGUCAGCAGACACAGGGGACAAGGGUAAACUUGCCACUCUCUUCUACAAGAGACGGAAACGGCGGCGGUAUGGUGGGAAUCCAGACCUUUUCACAGCUCGCUUGGAGGGUUUGCUAGGUGGAAUCCAGAACUUCCAGAUAAAGCAUUCACCUGGAGAUAUCACAUUUGCAUCAUUUGUGGGAACACCGUUUGUGAGGAACUUGGAAAUGCAAGGCAUGGAUGCUCUGGAAAGAUCUUAUGCUAUCUCCGCUGCAAAAGCGUCAGCUAGGAACACAUUUUUGCUCUUGCAGGAACGCGAUAAGUCCGAGACUGUCGAAAUCUUUGCGCCUAUGAUAAAAAUUCAGACGCCGGGCAGCAGCUCGGUUGAGCUAGAAGUUGAGAAUAGGAUUAUCAUAGUUGACGACGAUGACGACGACAACGAUAUUCAAGUAGAAUCAGAACUAGAGGAUGUCGCUGAAGGAGUGCAGUUAGAUUCUCCCGAAGAUGGUGCCAAUAGUGUGGUACUGACCGAAAGCAAUUCUCCCAAUACUGUACAAGAUGAGGAUAUGAGGUCGUCUGAAUUUUCAGAGUCUAUGUUUGAGGAGGACAUAGAUCUAGGGGCACCUUAUAAAGCUGGUAUGCAGAAGGUGGAGCUGAGGUCAUUUUUCGAAUCGUGCUUUCCAGCUACAGGUCGGUGGGCCUCCGUGGUGAGUGCAGCCAGGCAGUCUGCCUGCUUACCAAGAAUCAACAAUUCUCCACUUCGACGAAACUGCACUGAGGUGUGUGAAGCAGCCGCUCCCCCAUUGCAUGAGCUUUUGAGGUUCGAGAUCCGGGGUGAAACUUCUCGGGAAGUAGUGGACAGAUUGCACCUCUCAGAUGGAUAUCACAACUAUCGACACACGAUUUCGAAGGGUGGCCGAUUUUCGGACAGCAGUCAGACAUGCUCUAAUGCCGGUCAUGCUUGUGUGAGAUGUUGUGGCUCGGUCGCGAGCAGCAGAUACUCCGACAGUGAGACGUGCUCUGAGGGUGGACAUGCUUGCAUUGGCUGCUGUGGUUUAAAAGAGCGCGACGCCAUGAGCCUUUCGAUUUCAACCCGUAGUCGAAGAACGGAGAUUGAGACAGGAUCGAGCUCAGAAUACCAGUUUCAACAACGUCGGGACGAUUAUUCCGGAAAUGUUACCCUCAUGCAACUCGUUGUGUCACCAGCUUCUACGUCAUCGAGUCAUGAGCCUCCUGCAUCAGCUGAAGAUACCGAGGACAGAAUCAAAAGGGACUUGUGUGUUGCGCCCAUGUCUACUCCCACAGAAGGUCUCAGAGUGGACAUCCCAAAGCAGCAAGAGGAUGCAGGACCUUUUAAAUACUCCACUACCCCUGUGUGCACUACUCCCGAACCUCUGGUGGUCGUUGAGGCAUCUGAACCGUUGGAUCGAGUCGAUUCUGAUCGGGAUAUGUUUUUUUCGUUUCCUUGCUCGCCAUCAGCGAAAGCCUUGGAAGAGUUGGGGUCAGGGCACAUAUUUGAAGAAAUGAAAUCGGCAAAAUUGAUGGAGCACAGGGGAUUGCGGCGGAUCGCAGAUGAGGACGAUGUCGAGGGUGGGGAAGAAGAAUUGGAGGGGCCCCGGAGCCGAACUGAAAGCCCGCGCGGCGGUAAUGCAUUGUUGAAAGGAGCAUUCGGGUCUCCGUUUCCAGUUCUUGGUGCCAGCGGGCGGAAGACAAAGCCAGUCCUUGACAAGAAGCUGAAGCUGAUCUCCUUAGAACGGGCAAAUUCUGCGGCUCUCGCCAAAAAGCAUGCAACUAAUUCAGAUGGAGUUCUGACCAGCAGCUCGGACUCGUAUAUGGACACUUCAUCAAGCAGCCAGCUGUCUCGCCAACGGGACAAUCACGACUGGGACGAUUACAGCUCAGACUUGUUCGAAAUUCCGGACAUGCAGCCCGUGGCUCUGCAAUCGAGGUUUCCCGGUGUUAAUCUGUCAUGCCUUCCCAUCAAGUCAAGCUUUGGCUGCAGUGAUGAGGGUGCAUGUAAGGGAUCAUCCAAAGUGGAAUCUUGUGCACCAUCAUAUAAUUCAAAUGCUCUGAAAUAUCAAUUACGCGGGGCGAACGCUAUGCGAGGAGCAGACACCCGUGCCAAAAUCCUGAGAGAGAUGGCCACAAGAAAAGCAAAGUUCGAACAAGGGAGUGUGCCAGCUGCUCCUUCAAGUACAGCCAAGCAAACCAGUAAUCACCAGAGCAUUUCUGUGAUGGUGCUAAGUUUACUUCGCCGAAGACCCGUUGACGACAAGCACACACCUGGUAAUGGUUGCCCUCUGUCAACAACCAAACCAUCGCUUGUUGUAGGGUCAAUUCGUUCAGUCAAUGGAGAGUUAAAACCCCCUCAUCCUUCUUUUGGAAUUGAUGGCAAGUUCAACAAAUCCCUUAGCAUUAGAGACGUUCUUGAAAGGCAAGAGAGGCAGAGAGACCAUUAGUUGUAACAAUGUUGCACUUGAGAUUGCGAAGAUCCUGAAAUAAUUAAGAUGGUCAAUGCGAGAGUGUCUACCUACGAAAUUACUUAGAAACGGGGGUAAUUCCGCAGACCAGUGUUCCGCUGUGCAGAUUUGGCAUUACCAUAUUCAGAUGUAGGCCAGCUUACUUCCUCAAUAAAAUAUUACUCUAGCCUCUACAAAGAAGACACUGAACGAUACAUUGUAUGAAGAUAAAAAUUAUAACAUGUUUGAGCCCUUGUUCAAGUUCGUUCAA
This is a messenger RNA of Physcomitrium patens, 3880 nucleotides long. RefSeq lists its product as uncharacterized. The record is from RefSeq and is a predicted model, not a curated record. NCBI's taxonomy places the organism in Eukaryota, Viridiplantae, Streptophyta, Bryopsida, Funariales, Funariaceae.